AUGAGAUUCGCUCAUUUCUUGAGUGCCGUACUUGGCGCCAUAGCAGCAUCGGCCUUGCCACAACAGCAGAAUUUAUACGAGCUAUUUACCAGUCCCGAGAACGCAUGGCAUCGGGACACCAUUCUGUCAUUCCCUGGAUCUCCUGCCUUCUAUAAUGCCACGCUCCGCUGGACCCCCUCUGCUAGCCCUCAGUAUUUUGCCGCCAUCUCCCCAGCUAAUGAGGCAGAUGUAGCCAAAGCCGUGAGACUCGCUAGCAAUGCGGGAAUCCCCUUCCUCGCACAAGGGGGACGCCAUGGAAUCGCCGCGCAGCUUAACACUCUGAGGAACGGACUGGCGAUCGACCUUUCAAAGUUGAAUUCCGUCUCCGUAAAUAGGCGUGCUGCUACUGCUAAUAUUGGUGGCGGGGCCCGAUUUAGAGAUAUCUUUGGACCUGUGGGUGAUGCUGGUUUCCACCUUCAAACCGGUUCAGGUUCUUGUCCAGGCGUCAUGGGCGUUGCCCUGGGUGCUGGUGUGGGACGAUAUCAAGGCAUGUUCGGCCUCGUGCUUGAUAAUCUGCUGUCGGCCCGUCUGGUUACGGCCGAGGGAAGGGUCGUCGACGUCUCCAAGUCGCAAAACCCUGAUCUUUUCUGGGCUAUCCGCGGUGCUGGUGCGAACUUUGGUAUUGUGACCUCGGCAGUAUUUAAGCUUAACAAGGCACCAAACGGUGGGCAAGUGCUCAACGCGGAUUUCAUCAUCCCUGCAACCUCAAACAGCUCGUAUAUGGACUUGCUUCAGACUCUUGAGAGGAUGCCCCCUGAGCUUGCUACGAUCUCUUUUGUCUUGUGGAAUGAGACGAUUAGUCAGCCCCAGAUUCUUGCCAACUGGGUCUACACUGGUCCACGAGAGCAGGGGAUGAGACUAAUAGAUCCAAUUUUUAGACUCAAUCCUGUUCGAAGUGAGAUAAAGAUGGUUGCUUGGAAGGACCUUGUGGGCACGGCUGGGUUUGGGAUAGACGGCCUGUAUUGCCAACCAAGCAACACCCAGUUCACUCAAAUUUCGACCAAUGUGCGUCGGCUCGAUGCAAAGACGUUCAAAACAAUGUUUGAGAAAAUGAACAGCUUUUACAGAAGGGUCCCUGCUGCUCGCGCAAGUAGCAUCGAGCUUGAAAUCUUCAACACUGAUGCCGCCAAGCGCGUGCCGAGGGACGAGACGGCCUACCCCUGGCGUGACACCAUCGGCUACACCAUGUACGAGUGGAGUUGGACAACCCCAGAGGCUCGUGAGGAGUGCAUCAAGAUGGGAAACGAGCUUCUGCGCGACUUCGUGGCUACGUCGGGAUACCCGGAUGUUUCCGUCUACGUCAACUACGCCAGCGGCAACGAGACGGUUGAGCAGAAGUUUGGGAAGGAUAAACUUCCCAGGCUGGCUUCACUCAAGAGAAAGUGGGAUCCAAGAAAUGCCUUUCGAUGGACCAAUCCUCUGCCCACGAAUCCAGCAGCUGAGACGGAUGUGGUAGAAAUUGUCAAGUUCGCAACAGCACAUGAUAUUCCCUUUCUCGCUACUGGUGGUCAUCAUGGGUAUUCAACUAACCUAGGGAAGCUGUUUAAGGGCCUGGCAAUUGAUCUUAGUCUGCUGAACUCUGUCGAGGUGUUUACACGUAAUGCCACUUUGGUCGUCGGCGGAGGCACUCGAUGGGACCAAGUAUUAGAUCCUGUCUACGAAGCUGGUUUUGAAAUGCGAGUUGUGGGGACAACAAUAGGUGGUGGUAUCGGGCGCUACUCAGGACGAUAUGGCAUGAUCAGCGAUUCAUUGAUCUCAGCAAAUGUGGUCACUGCAGAUGGCCGACUUGUUGAAGUCUCAGAGACGUUAAACUCGGACCUGUUUUGGGGAAUACGUGGUGCUGGCGCCAAUUUUGGCAUCAUCACUCAAGCCGCGUAUAACCUACGGAGGGUCGACGGACGGAAUCUUGUGAUGAAUGCCGACUUUGUGCUCAAUUCCGACAUGAGCAACUCAUACUUCGACCUUUUGGAAUCUUAUGAUGGGUCGAUGUCCGAGAACCUUGCCAUUGUCACUAUGAUCAUAUAUAAUAAAAAAAUAAAUGCUGCUCAAAUUUUGGCAAAUUGGGUUUAUCUUGGCCCGGAAAAAGAAGGUCUUGGCAUCAUAAAACCCUUACUUGAAUUGCAGCCAUCCAUAUCUUCCAUCUCUAUGGUCCCGUGGAAUAAGAUAUUAUCUUCCCAAGGGUUGGGUAUUAUCGAUACUAUGUUCUGCCGGAACAACAAGACGCGCAGCCUCUAUUCGGCGAAUGUACAACGCUUUCCAGCCUCAACCUCCAAGACGGCGUUUGAGGAGAUGGAAAAAUUAUACGCUGAACAUCCUGUUGCCAGAACAAGCAGCUUGAGUUUGGAGAUGUUUCCCAACCAGGCUACCAUGGCCCAGGGUUCAGAUGCAACUGCAUAUCCGUGGAGAGACGCUCGAGGCAACAUCACAGAUGCGUUGGAAUUAUCGACCAGGCUUGGCCAGAGCAUUCGAGACGUUUUUGCCAAGACCUCGGAAUAUUACCAAUUAUCUGUCUACGUCAGUUAUGCGCAUGGCGAUGAAAGUUUGGAGCAAGUCUUUAGCAGAGAGAAGCUACCUCGAUUGGCUGCUUUGAAGAAGAAGUGGGAUUCCCAAAAUGCAUUUAGAUACAGUCACGCGCUACCGACAGAAUAUCGUCCAAUCGAAGCUUUAGUGCUGUAG
Messenger RNA from Clonostachys rhizophaga, 2715 nucleotides. Lineage: Eukaryota; Fungi; Ascomycota; Sordariomycetes; Hypocreales; Bionectriaceae. The record is from the annotation of a GenBank genome assembly.